Messenger RNA from Camellia sinensis, 1451 nucleotides. Its product is annotated as putative pectinesterase 8. Gene Ontology annotation, molecular function: pectinesterase activity. Lineage: Eukaryota; Viridiplantae; Streptophyta; Magnoliopsida; Ericales; Theaceae. The record is from RefSeq and is a predicted model, not a curated record. Gene Ontology annotation, biological process: cell wall modification; pectin catabolic process.
AAAAAAUGAAUAAAAGAUAUGUAUAUAUAUAAAAUCACAUCUACAGUUUUUCUCCAGUAAUCAAGAAAUGAGUAUCCUAGGCAAGUUUUUAACUCUGGUAAUUGCCAUUUUUGCGACUUUGGCAUCCACACAUUACAUUACAACUCCAAGUCCAAACUCUUCAUUGCUUAAGCAAGAAUACCAGUACUACUACCACCACCUCAUUGAUAAUCUGUUUAGUGGUUUGACCACCUUGUCAUCAUCAUCACCACCCAUUAUUACCACACUUCUUGAACCAAUUAGCCAACUCCUCUACGGCCAGAGCCACCACAACCUCAAGCACAACCUCAAGGAGCUAAUAAGAGUUGGAGGAUCUAUUUGUGAUGAUUUUCCACCUGAUAUACCACCUUCUGAUACCAACACUACCUCAUUUCUCUGCGUUGAUCCAAAUGGCUGCUGUAACUAUACAACUGUCCAAUCAGCCGUGGAUGCAGUAGUUGGAGGAGUUCCCACCCUGAAUAAAAGAACCAUGAUAUGGAUCAACUCUGGCAUAUACUUUGAGAAAGUGAUUGUUCCAAGAACCAAACCAAAUAUUACAUUUCAAGGACAAGGAUACCUGUCAACUGCAAUUGUGUGGAACGACACUGCCAAUUCUUCGCAUGGCACCUUUUAUAGUGGCUCAGUUCAAAUUUUUGCUGCAAACUUUAUUGCCAAGAACAUAAGUUUCAUGAAUGUAGCUCCGAUUCCAAGCCCUGGAGCAGUGGGAGCACAAGCAGUAGCGAUUAGGAUAGCAGGAGACCAAGCUGCAUUUUGGGGUUGCGGAUUCUUUGGAGCCCAAGACACCCUUCAUGAUGAUAGGGGUCGCCAUUACUUCAAAGAUUGCUAUAUCCAAGGUUCAAUUGACUUCAUAUUUGGCAAUGCUAGGUCCUUGUAUGAGAGUUGCCAGCUGAGUUCGAUUGCGAACCCAGUGGCACUAGGGGCGAAGGUGAUAAACGGAGUAGUAACGGCGCAUGGAAGAGCUUCAAAGGAUGAAAACAGCGGAUUUUCAUUUGUGAACUGCAGUGUGGGAGGGACUGGAAGAAUAUGGUUAGGUAGAGCAUGGAGGCCCUUCUCCACAGUGGUCUUUGCUUACACACAAAUGACUGAUAUCAUUGCUCCUGAGGGAUGGAACGAUUUCAAUGACCCCACCAGAGACCAGACCGUUUUCUAUGGAGAGUACAUGUGUGGAGGUGCAGGAGCUAAUAUGACUUUGAGGGUGCCAUAUGCCCAAAGACUGAAUGACACACAAGUUUCUCCUUUCCUCAAUGCGUCUUUCAUUGAUGCAGAUCAGUGGCUGCAACAAUAACCAUAACACAUAUAUAUUCUCUAAUUCUAUCCAAUGUAAUUAAUAUGCUAGCGAAUGUGAUGUUUGAUAAUGUAAUUCAACACUUCCAAUUGAAUAUAUUAAGUAAAAAUUCAUUAAGCUCCUUUGA